UCCUCAUAAAAAUACAGUUGCUUGAUAUACCCACAAAAGAACAAUUAUUGCAAUGAAAUUGAAUAAAAUAAUCUUUAAAGAAAAUACAAAAUUAAACAACCUAAUGAGAAUUGCUUUUCAAAAAUUUUUAAAUUUGUGGUGUUUUAAAAAGAACUUAUGAUGUCAGAUUCCUCCCAAAUUUACAAUAUUUAAUAAAACGGGUGUUAAGUUUAAAAUAUCCACACUAGUGGACCCGAUUCCAAUGUGCCAAAAGUGUUAUGGAGUACAACGAUUGAAGGAAACUUUUCUUCUCCAAAAUCCUCAAUAAUUGCCGAUGCACCAAAUUACUUUACUGCACAUACAAAUGUUGCAAAUCUUCAAAAUUAGAUAUACUGUGCAGUCUGCAAUUGUAAUAAAUCUUUCCAGAGCCACGACUUUCAACAAAAUGAACGAGAAACGGAUAUGAUUUUUUGUUUUUGCAAGUUAUUUGAAUUGGAGACUUUAAAGCCCAAACAUCAUUUUCUUACUCAUUAUCCAACCGUUAUCAAAGCAUCCGGACCAUUAAGAUGUUUUUCCAAUUUUAUGUUUGAAGCUAAACAUAAAGAAUUGAAGUCGUAUGCCAAUGUAUGUAAUAGUCGAAAAUGUUUCAUUUUAUCAGCAGCAAUUAAAUUUCAAUUUAAAUUUGCAUACAAAAUUUUCUUCAAAAAAAGUUAUUGCAAUGAUGUAUUUUAUAAAGAAGAUGAAAGGAUUCAAUCAAAUUACAACGAAAUUAUUUUAAAAAAUGAAAAUUUAAAACACCUUGAGAUUGUAAGCUUAAAAUCUAUUUCACACAAUGGAACUACCUGCAAAUCUAAUUUUUAUGUUGCUCGAUUAAAUAGUGAACACUUAUUAGAUGCUUUCAAAAUUAAAGAAAUUUUGUACUGUGAUUCAAAUUGCAAUAUAUUGUAUGCGAAAAGAAAUUUUAAGCUCAAUUUUAGUCCAAAUAUUGUAGGAUAUUUUAUUGAUGACGUACCAACAUCAUUAUCAAUUGUUCCUAUUCGUGAUAUUGUAGGAUUUUCAUUUAAUAUUUUGCAUUUAUGUAAUGGACAAAGAGCUGUAAGAAUAAAGAAGUUUACAAUAGAAUAAUAAAGAUAAUUUAAUAAAAACAAUUCCACAACACAAUGGAUAAAGAGGCCGUUAACGCACCAAAAGAGGACGAAUUUCAUAGUUUAAUAAAAAGCAUUGAUAUUGAUAACUAUUUAUAUGUAAUGCCGAUUAUAGAAGAGCAGAAAAUUACAUUAAGCCAAUUUAAAAGUUUCGAUCGAUAUUACUUAGACAAAUUAUUUGAAAUUGGAAGUUUUAAUCAUUUACGAGAACUAGGAAGAAAAGUUCAAUUUAUUGAAAAGUUUUCCGAAUGGAAAAAAUCUGCCAAUAACCUAAAUAAUGAAAGCAAUAACCCGAUUUUUACUAAUGAUGAAAGUUCUUUAAAUUAUAAUUUAAAUCAAGUGUUCAUAACUAAUCCUAUUUAUUGCGAGUUUAAAUCAUAUUAUGAUAAGAAUGGUCAUUUGGGAAAUUUAGAGCAAAAUAAAUUAAGAAGAGCAAUUAUUGAUUUUUUUGCUUCAAAAAAUAUAAAUUUAGAUUCAAAAAAACUUAAAAAUCUUGCCUCUCAAAUUCAUCAGCUAUUUCCAAAUGAAGCUGAGGAAGUAUAUUUUGAAAAACAGAAGCACCAAAGGGCCAAGGGUAAAUUAUUUUAUAGGCAUCAAAAUGCUAUGAAAUCAAGUGCCAAGCUCAUUACCAAGGCUAUACCAUAUAUAGAAAAGAAAAUUUAUUUCCUGGGAAAUGAACAAGAUGCCUCCAAAAUAAAAUCUUUUUUGAAAUAUAAUUUCCAGGAUAGAGAACAAACAUGCCAACGGUGGAAUCAAACAAAUAGACAAAUAUUAAUAAUAAUGUUCUAUUUUCAGAUUCAAAGGAUGCAGUACUAAUUUAUUUAAUUCAUGGAGUUUUAAAGCCAGACAGAUGUCAUAAAGAUAUUGGUAGGCCAACUAUUGCGGAUUCUCAGAUGUCCACUAUAAAGUUCCUAGAAGAAGACAUUGAGGUGGAUUUAUAUAGUUGUCAACCGCCUUUCCUUUUAAUUAAACAAAAUUUAUUUAGUGUAAAUACAAUCCAUGUAGUCGUAGACCAAAUUAUAUACAAGGCUGACACGAUUGCUUCUGCUUUAGCGCUUUGUUUUAAAAUAUAUCAGGUUUUCAAUUUAAAUUAUAAUAUAAAAUGUAUCAACUUUUGGUUAUUUAUACAAAAAAUUUUAUU
Messenger RNA from Lucilia cuprina (Australian sheep blowfly), 2265 nucleotides. RefSeq lists its product as uncharacterized. The transcript is spliced from 5 exons. The record is from RefSeq and is a predicted model, not a curated record. NCBI's taxonomy places the organism in Eukaryota, Metazoa, Arthropoda, Insecta, Diptera, Calliphoridae. Bases 1140 to 1940 code for a protein of 266 amino acids.